Danio rerio (zebrafish) is the source of this 5174-nucleotide messenger RNA. The record is from RefSeq and is a predicted model, not a curated record. Lineage: Eukaryota; Metazoa; Chordata; Actinopteri; Cypriniformes; Danionidae.
GAUGUUUUGAGCAAAUGCUUUUGUGACGUCACGCCGUUUUCUUCAAGUGCAGCCGAACGUAAAGCUUCACUCCGCCGUUGAAGAUUCUCACACACUCACACACACACUCUCUCUCAGAGCAGAAGUCAAACACACAGCACCGCUUCAUUCCUCUCCAGGAUACGUAAGAAACCGCUCGGAAAUUACCUGUGAGGGUCGCAGGAGGAUUUAUCAGAAGUGAAAACAAAAGUUUCUGGUGUAAUGAUGUCACCGGGGAUGUGAUAGAUCUGAAUUAAAGCCUCUCAGUAACAAUAUGGAGUCUGCGGAGAGUCUGCUGUCUCCAACCUCCAGCCAGAACUCCACAAGAACAGCAGAGACCGAGACCAGUACAACACACAGCAAGAGUCAUUUGUUUGGGAUGGUCAGCACUCAGGGUGUGGGUGUUUCUGGAGUGUUUCCUCUGAUCAGUCAUCCUGUCUUCAGUCUGUACUCCUCUUCUCCGCUGCGCUCAGAGUUUGGAGGUCUGGGAACACUGGGAAUGUCUGCCGCUCGUGCUCAACUUACAGCUUUACCAGAUUGGUGGCGUUCAGCAGAUGUUCAGGGAUCAGCAGCCUUUUUUCCUCAUCUUCUGGGUUUACCAGCGUUAUUUACAACACCGUCUCUGAACCAGGAGCAGACCCUCCUCCAGUCUCCCACCGCCAGACAGUCCCCUAACAAAGGGCUGAAUACCAAUGGAAAAGCAAACUGGAGCUCGACCUCCUCCACACCUUCUCCAGAUCAGAGUAAGAAAACCAGCUCAAAACCAGCACUCCACCAGCAAGAGGACAAAACCAAACACACAACAAAAGACAAAAAGAAGCUGUGCAGUAAAUCGUCAGGCGUCUCCAUCAACAGCGACAGCCAAUCAGCUUCCAGCUCUGACAUCUCCACUGAUGCCCUCAGCAGUUCAGACUCUGAUGACCUGGAGGAUGAAGAUGAUGAUGAUGAGGAAGAUGAUGAUCAGAGUGAUGACAGUGUGGACUCUGAAAAGUGUGGAAAAGAGCAGAAAGCUAUCCGCAAGGAUGAAAUGCACACAGACAGGAAGCAGAACUACCACACUUUAGGGAAGCAAACACAGGAUCUUCAGAGUUCAUUAAAGCUGUCGAAACACAUCCAGGCCUUCAGACCCACAGAAGAGUCAAGCAAACACACCAGUGUCAUUCAGCCCACAGGGUUAGCAGUCAGUGCUAAACCACUGGCUCUAGUGACGAGACACAGAGACACCCCGUCCCAUAAAGACUCAAACACUGACCUGCAGCCAUCACCUCCUAAACAAGCCGCUUCUAGCCCUACAGCAAAAACACCGUCUGUGUGUUCCUCUCCUACACCUCCGGCCUGCGGAUCCAGGAAUAACCUCAGCCUGAGCCUUCACCACUUCAGCAAACAGCCCUCGCUACCUCAGGAUCUGAAAAAUGAAGUACAGAGAAUCCAAAAUCUUCCAUGCAGCAAUCCAUUCCUCAAAACUCUUCCUACCGAGAAUAAUCAUCAUCAUCCUGGUGAAGUACAGGAGGCUCCUCUCGCCCUCAUUACCAAACCUCGCUCCCAUAAACCACUGCUGAAAGCCACAAAUCCAGCAAUUAGCAGUCCUAUUAAUCUCAGUACUACAACACGCAGCUCUGCUUUACCCAAACCUGGCCAAAAAACAGGACAGAGGAUUAUAAAGAGGGAGAGAAUCUCAUUGGCGGAGAGCAUUAUUGGGGCGGAGUCUGAGCUCAUGAAUAAUAAAGACUCUGAUGACUCGUUAAUGGAGGACGAGGAUGGAAAUGACGCUUCAGAUGACAGUGUUUCAGACUCUGACAGCAACUUAGAGAGUGAUUCUGACGAUGAAGAGCUGGACACAGAUGUAGAAACGGACAGAGCGCCACUCAAACUCAGCAAAUCCUCAGCAUCUGUGCUAGACUCCUCCUACAACACUAGCCCCACCCCGCUCAAUCUGCAAGUUCAUAAGACCUCCAUCGCAGCCACGCCCACCAUUGUGACCAGCUCUGGGAAUUCAGCCAAUCACAAUUCAUCGUUCUCGCCUUACAGUGUGACCACACCCCCAGGUAAAAGAAGAAGAGUCACAGAUGAAUCUGCAUUACGAAAACCUCUAGAAUAUGGGUGGCAGAGAGAGACACGCAUCACCAGCAUAUCUGGCCGUUUGCGUGGAGAAGUGGCGUAUUUCGCUCCAUGUGGUAGAAAACUCAGACAGUACCCGGAUGUCAUCAAGUAUUUGACCAGAAAUGGAAUAACCGACAUUACACGCGAUCAUUUCAGCUUCAGUGCUAAAAUAAAGGUUGGAGACUUCUAUGAAGCCAGAGAUGGACCGCAGAAAUUGCACGUCAGGUGGCUCAGAUGAAGCUGAUGCGGAAACUGGAGAAACAAGCUCUGGCACGAGCAGCAAAAGAGGCCAGGAGACAGCAAGCAAUCAUGGCAGCAGAAGAGCGGCGCAAACACAAGGAGCAAAUGAAGAUCCUCAAACAACAGGAAAAGUUCAGGAGAAUCCAGCAGGUCCGAAUGGAGAAGGAACUACGAGCUCGACAGGUUUUGGAGGCUAAAAGGAAAAAGAAGGAAGAGGCUGUCAGCGCCAAAAUACUAGAAGCUGAAAAGCGAAUAAAGGAGAAGGAGCUGCGCAGACAGCAGACCAUCAUUCUUAAGCACCAGGAGCGGGAGAGACGUCGUCAGCAUGUGAUGUUGAUGAAGGCGAUGGAGGCCAAGAAGAAAGCAGAGGAGAAAGAGCGACUCAAACAGGAGAAACGAAACGAGAAACGACUGAACAAAGAGCGCAAACUGGAGCUCAGACGUCUGGAGCUGGAAAUGGCCAAAGAGCUCAACAAACCCAAUGAAGACCUGUGUCUGGCGGACCAGAAGGUCCAGAAGAGUUGCAGCGAGAGCGAGAGAGGAUGAAGAAUGCUCCUCUCAUCCAGGUCAAAGAAGAACCAUCAGAGGAACAAGAAAUAAAAUGCAACACCACAGAGAUAAAACAUAAUGCUACACAAGACGCAGAUUCCUUUAACCUCUUCCUGCAGAAACCCGGCUCUUUCUCCAAGUUCAACAGGCUUCUGGAAGUGUCCAAACUCCGGCCUUCAUUACCUACCAGCCCUGUUCCCGAAGGUAAUAACAGCUACCUCUCCAACGGCCGUAAUGAUCAGCUCUUUAAGGUUUUGACGGAGAGAAAUGCUCAGUGGUUCAGUCUGCUGCCACGCUCUCCAUGUGACGGAUCUUCUCUGACUGAAGGUCCAGUUUCAGCAUCUUCAUCUCCACAGCCCACAGCGCCCUCUGCUGGAGCUCACUGCACUGCGCACAUCAACAGCUUCCCACUCACAGCGCUGCAGAAGUCUGGCAUGCCCAUAUUAGAUCUGCCGUUCUGCGCUUGGCCCAAUGGAGGUUUGAGACCAAACAUGUCGUUCUCUGGGGUCUCCAUGGCUCAGAUUCUCAGUGGUUGUGGUCUGCUUUCAGAGGACACUAAAAACCUGAGCAAUAAAAAGAGUGAAGCUCCUGAAUCUCCAACAGAGAAAGCCCUCUCUACACCUUCACCUGUGAUCGAGGCGGUGAAAAACCAUGAUUACCCGUUACCGCAACCCAUUCCUGAAGAGAUGUUGACCGGCUGGUGGAAAGUGUCCUCUGUGGAGGAGCUGCGGUCCAUAGAAAAAGCCUGUCAUCCCAGAGGGGUUCGAGAGAAGCAGCUGCAGAAACAGCUGCAGAAACACAUGGACUAUAUAGCUCUGAUCUGCAGCAGAAACAGAGACGUGUCUGUGAUGGAGGUCUCGCAGCUGAAGCACAAUGGUCUCACUGAGGAGACAGUGCAACACUGGUGUGUGGAGGAGCAGGCCAUGGAGGUGGACAUCAGUGUCCUGCAGCAGGUGGAGGAGCUCCAGCACAGGGUCACCUCUGCCAGCCUGCAAGCCAAGGGUUGGAUGCAUCCAGCGCCACAGUCCCAGAGUGAACACCUGGUAUACCACGAGCACAAACCUGACACUGUAAACUCUGGCGACAGCAGUGAGAGUACAGUCGUGCGUCGAGCGAACAAUCCGCUGGAUGUGGCCGUGAUGCGUCUGGCGGAGCUGGAGAGGAACCUGGAGCGCCGCUAUCUGAAGAGCCCUUUCAGCAGCAGCACUGUGCAGAUCAGACUGCUGGAGAAUGUGGGCACAGUCUCAGUACCAGCGCCUGCUCCAUCACAUGCUGGAGCUCAUGCUGACCGGGCUGAAGAAGAAGUGUCUCCAGGAUUGCGGCAGUGGCGUAAAGCUCUCAGCGAGGUACGCAGCUCCAGUCAGCUCUCUCUGUGUUUGCAGCAGCUGCACAAGUCCAUCGCCUGGGAGAAAUCCAUCAUGAAAGUGUUCUGUCAGAUGUGCUGUAAAGGAGACAAUGAGGAGCUGCUGCUGCUGUGUGAUGAAUGUGACAAAGGCUGCCACACGUACUGCCAUAAACCCAAGAUCAGCACCAUACCAGAUGGAGACUGGUUCUGCCCGGCCUGCAUUUCACAGGCGAGCUGUGAAUCCCUGAAGACCAAGAAACCCUUGAACCGUUCAGGACUGAAGAAACGACAGAGAAAAGCAUCUGCAGCCGGAGACUCAGAGGACGAUUCAGCCAACAGCACUUCCAGAAGACAAGCGAAAGAGAUCAAAAAGAGGAAAACAGAGGAAAGUCCUUUCACAGCCCCAGUGAAGCAGGAGAAACACAGAGACGACAGUAAAGACCUGGCCUUGUGCAGAAUAUUGUUGGCUGAGCUGGAGGGUCAUCAGGAAGCAGGGCCGUUUCUGACACCCGUAAACCCUAAAUCUGUCCCGGGAUACCGCAAGAUCAUCAAGAAACCCAUGGACUUCUCAACUAUCAGAGACAAACUCGCCAGCAGCCAGUACUUGAAUCUUGAGACUUUUAUUAUCGACGUGAACCUGGUGUUUGAUAACUGCGAGAAAUUCAACGAGGAUCAUUCAGUCAUCGGCCGAGCAGGACACGCGAUGCGGAGGUUUUUCCAGAGGAGAUGGACUGAGCUGUUGAGGAAAAACUCCACGAAAACCAAUGUAAACUCAUGAGACGCAAUACACACACUCAUUUUUACACCUCAUUCACACACACCUCGCUCGCUCCAGCACAGCGACAACUGAAGGGAAUUAUCCUAACACUACCUGUACAUAUGACUGUUUUGUUUUUUAAAUAAACGUUAAUAUUAUAGUGGA